Molecule: messenger RNA, 1044 nt
Organism: Beauveria bassiana ARSEF 2860
Lineage: Eukaryota; Fungi; Ascomycota; Sordariomycetes; Hypocreales; Cordycipitaceae
Exons: 2
Coding region: 1-1044 (347 amino acids)
Source: RefSeq, a predicted model, not a curated record
AUGCUGCCACCAGUAGACGACAAUAUCCUCGAAAACAAUCCCGACUUUACAAGGUUAUACAAGACCCUCAAGACGUUAGUGCUUAACCCGGAUGGCACAUCAAGACGGAGUCAAGAAUCAAAAGAGAACGAAGCCAUUCGACGGCAAGCAGACCAUCAUCGUCUGAGAGUUGCAAAGCAGCAUCUACUCGAGCGAUCCAUUGCCAAUACCUCUCCUGCUGACACUCGACAAACCCCCGAUUCGCGCGCUCCAAGCGGCUUCUACAAUUGCCGUAACUCGACCGAGACCGACCAGUCCGAAUCCCUCCUCGACCUCCUACUUAUCCUCUCGCCGCUUCUUGACACCGCUCCCUCAAUCUCACCCGACUCCGCCGCCCUUCUCCUCAGAAGUAAGCCCCUUUCAGACCUCACGACUCUCGCUCCGGCGCUCGCGGCUCUCGUCUCCGCGAAUCUACACGCCACGGCUCUCGACCUGACGCGGCUCACGCACCCAUCGAGCAACCCUUCCACCGUCCAGCGACACAUACCGGCGCUUGAGAAUGACUACGCUUCACUGCAGGACCAACUCGCGACAGCUCGCGCCGGCCUCUUCGCCGCCCGCCUGCGCGCCGCCUCUGCGUUGACACAGCUUCUGCACAUAUAUGCCGAAGUGCUCGCGCGCCUCGUGCGCUGCCUCGAGGCCAAGCACGGGCCCGUCGCGCAGUCACUCGAACUGCGCGCCGCCGAGGUGGCGCUUCUGGCCCGGAAGACGGAAUCAGAGUCCGCGCAGAUGCUCCUUGGCCUACAGGACGAGGUUUACUCGUCCAAGGUCGUGUCGGCGCUGCGCACGUACGGCGAGCACCUGCGGGACGCCAAGAUGCGCGGCGUGGAGCGCGUGCGCAACCUGCAGCGCGAGCUUAAGGAGUAUGGCGUUGAUGCCGACGAUGGGGGUGACGGUGACAGCGCAAAGGAAAAGCUGAUGCGGGAGAUGGCAAAGGCGCACGAGGAAAUUGGGCGGCAAGUGGACGAGGUGACGCUAGAUUUGGAACGUCUUCAUACGCGAUAA